Messenger RNA from Liolophura sinensis, 3017 nucleotides. RefSeq names its product alkaline phosphatase, tissue-nonspecific isozyme-like. Gene Ontology annotation, biological process: dephosphorylation. NCBI's taxonomy places the organism in Eukaryota, Metazoa, Mollusca, Polyplacophora, Chitonida, Chitonidae. The transcript has 10 exons. Gene Ontology annotation, molecular function: alkaline phosphatase activity. Bases 17 to 1540 code for a protein of 507 amino acids. The record is from RefSeq and is a predicted model, not a curated record.
UAACAUACCUGUUGCGAUGGCACAUUUUAAGUUUCUAGCAAACUGGAUGUUCAUAUUUCUAUGUAUUGCAGUAACAUCUGGUGCUAGUACAGCUCCCUAUCUACCACCACAAAAGGAAGAUGUGGCGCACUGGAACAAUCUGGGUCAGGAUGAGCUGAAAGCCACUCUUGAGUAUACCCCGAACACGAACGUCGCCCGGAACGUGAUCCUGUUCGUGGGGGACGGGAUGGGCGUGACCACCCUUACCGGGUCGCGGAUCCUGAAAGGACAGCUAAAACAGCGAUCCGGCGAAGAGGAGCAACUCUCGUUUGAAAAGUUUCCCUAUUCCGCCAUGAUUAAAGUAUACAACACCGACGCCCAGGUGCCCGACUCGGCGGGGACUGCCACAGCUUUUCUCUCGGGGGUCAAGACGCGCAGAGGAAGGAUCGGGGUGGGGCCGGGAGUUCCGGAUAACAACUGCACUGCGGCCCAAAGAGAACAGCUCUCCACCAUCCUCGACUGGUCACGAGCGGAAGGUAAAUCGGUGGGCAUAGUAACUACAACUCGACUUACUCAUGCUACACCAGCUGCAGCCUACGCCCAUGUGCCUAACAGGUACUGGGAGGGUGACGCGAGCAUAGGACCGGCCGGGGUUGGGUGUCGGGACAUUGCGUUACAACUGGUGGAGGACAACCCAGACAUACAGGUGUUAUUAGGAGGAGGUCGCCGAUACUUCAUCCCUAACGACGAGCCGGAUCCAGUCACAGGUGUCGUGGACAAGAAUAAUGGUCGACGUGACUCUCGCAACCUGAUUGAGGAAUGGAAAGCAGACAAAGCCAAGCGUAAAAAGGCUCGCCGUGUUGUUUUCAAUCAGCGGGAUUUAAAUUUGGUGGACACCAGACAUAAGGACUAUCUUUUAGGCUUAUUUAACCCGUCCUAUAUGAAUUACGCAUCGCAGAGACCAACUACGGGUCCCACGGCUGAGCCGUCCAUUGCAAAAAUGACACAAAAGGCUAUUGAGGUCCUACAGAAAAACCCCAAGGGUUACUUUCUGUUGGUUGAAGGUGGGCGGAUAGACCACGGGCACCAUGCCGGGCGAGCUCGUAGGGCCUUUUCCGAAACUCUGGCUUUUGACGAGGCUGUGGAAAAAGCCGUUGAAAUGACAAAUCAAAACGAAACUCUGAUUGUCGUGACAGCUGAUCACUCCCACACGCUGGCGAUGGGCGGAUUUCCCGGCAGAGGAAACCCCAUAUUUGGUUUGGACUUCUUCAAAGCCUCUGACGGAAAACCAAUGACAACCUUGCUGUAUGGCUUCGGACCGGGUCACAAGUCACCUCGUGAAGAUCUGACCAACGUGGACACAGCUUCGGACAUGUAUCGCCAGCAGAGUGCUGUCCCCUUGGGCUCUGGCACACAUGGAAUGGAGGAUGUAACGGCGCACGCCAUUGGUCCGAUGUCUCAUUUAUUUCGUGGGGUCAAAGAGCAAAACUAUUUGGCACAUGCAAUGGCGUAUGCUUCCUGCGUUGGCCAGAACAAAGCUCAUUGUAAGCCAACAGACUGAUAAUGGUGUGAUUCGGGAAGAUGGCCACCAUUAAGGAACCGGGAAGACUCCAGUCUGACGUAGGCCUACAGAAGACACUAUAUUCACGUACCUAUACUAAGGACACCUCAGAAAGCCUUAUCUUGAAAAUAGGCGUCCACUGAAGCAUGCUGUGCUGUCACGAUCUUAAUCACAUUAGUAGGAGGAGUAUUAGAGGCUGCAGUAUAAUUGAAUCUUCUUCCAGUUUCGGACGUGGAUCGUAGCUUCCAGCAGAUCUGAAGGCACUAUAUUCACGGUUUAAACCUGAAAAAAAAAUGGCAGAAACGUCACCACAGAUUUACAUAUUAGACUGUCCACCAAAGAGAAUAUAUAUUACGAUAUUACUGAAUGACAAUUAAAUCUUAAGGUUUGUUUCCGUGAUCAAUAGCAUGGUAACAGUCCUUAUCAAUUACACAUACAUACAUGUAUAUGAUAAUGCAGGGAUUGUGUGAAGGUAAAAUUAGUAUUUCAGGAUUUGUUAUUGUUAACUAUUAUCCAGUAGGCCUAGAAUAUUCUGACCAUGACGGACAAAACUGAUGUCACGUGACACAAACUGUAAUACCCCUACCUCCAAUCAUAGCCAUUAUAACAGCCUUUAGGGUUCAGUUUAUUGAGCCCAUUCUUUUGUUAAACAGUAAUAAAACAUGGAGCUACCUCACGUUACAAAUAAACCUCGAAUUUUCUCCUCUGCGACAAGUUACUACAUGUGAUUUACCCCAAUAAAAAGACGCUUGUAGCUUACCCUCCCCCCUUCUCCCCCCGGGGUCACUAGGUCGGAUUUCCCAUAAUUUCCGGUCGUACCUUAUAUCUACAGUUUCUGUGAAUGAAGUAUUCAAAGUAUUAAAACAAUGUUUAUAUUUUUUAUAUGUAUGUGUCCAAAUUGCAAACGGAUGCUCAUGUACACGUUUUUAUGUAAUUAUUGUGAUUAUACAAAUAUAGUGAAUCGCAUUUAUAACAUUAUCAAAAGAACUUGGAAUGAAUGGAAUAUCAUUAUAUUAUAACUGCUGUAAUGUUGCAGUGGAUAUUAACAUUAGGAUAAGAUUAAAUGUACAGCUUUGAAAGUCGUUUUAGCGGAUAUUCUUUGUAAUGAUUUCUAUAUAUAGUGGUAUAAAUGAUAUGUCUCAUUUAAAGCUACACUUUACGCAAACGUAAAUGGUGUAAUCCGAUAAGGAUGUCUUGCUUUGAUUACUUGUGCCCAUGAAUGUGAUGCAAAGACCAAUUUUACUAGAUAUUUUCAUGUUUACAGAUUAUUUACCUGUAUAUUUUCUGGUGUAAAGCACUUAUCCAGUAUCGUUUAUAUGGACAGUUCGGUAUAUAUAGGCCAACUUUGGUGUAUAUUAUAAGUGAAUAUCGGACCGGCAGUUGUCUUACUGCUGAAAGUGUUAUAAAUGCGAUAACAUGAUAAUCGUACACAAAAAUGGUCAUUUGUGAUGUUAUUGUUGAAAUAAUUAAAAGUUAA